Molecule: messenger RNA, 1671 nt
Organism: Octodon degus (degu)
Lineage: Eukaryota; Metazoa; Chordata; Mammalia; Rodentia; Octodontidae
Product: keratin, type II cytoskeletal 6A
Biological process (GO): intermediate filament organization; keratinization
Cellular component (GO): keratin filament
Molecular function (GO): structural constituent of skin epidermis
Source: RefSeq, a predicted model, not a curated record
AUGUCUAGCAAAACCAUCAGGAGCCAGAGCAGCAGCCAUGGUGGCUUCUGUGCCAGUUUAGCCAGAGUCUCUGGGCUCAGCCAUUCUGGCUUCAGAGGUGGCUCCACAUGCCACAUCAGAGGCAAUGGCAGCAUGCAGACAGCAUGUGGAGGAGCUGGCUUUGGCAGCAGUACCCUCUAUGACCUGGGGGACUCCAAUAGGAUCUCCACUGAAGGGAGCAGCUGUGCCACUGGAGACAGACAUGGACGCAGAGUUGGAGGUAAUUUUAGAGGAGGAAUCAGCAGUGGACUUGGUUUUGGUGAUGGGGCAGAUAACCUGGGGCUUGGCACUGGGGCCAGGUUCAAUGGUGGCUAUGAGGGUGUUGGCUUCCCCAUGUUUUCCCCUGCAGGGAUUCAAGAGGUCACUAUCAACCAGAGUCUCCUCACUCCUCUGAACCUGCAAAUCGACCCCACCAUCCAGCGGGUUAUGACUGAGGAGCGGGAGCAGAUCAAGACCCUCAACAACAAGUUCGCCUCCUUUGUCGACAAGGUGCGGUUCCUAGAGCAGCAGAACAGGGUCCUGGACACCAAGUGGACCCUGCUCCAGGAGCAGGACACUAGGCCAGUCAGGCCAGACCUGGAUGUUCUGUUUAACAAGUACAUCAGCAACCUCAGGAGGCAGCUGGACUACAUAAUCUCUCAGAAAAGCCACCUAGACUCGGAGCUCAGUCGCACACAGGACACAGCUAACAACUUGAAGAACAAAUAUGAAGAUGAAGUCAACAAACACACAGCAACUGAGAAUGAGUUUGUGACCAUGAAGAAGAAUGUGGAUGCUGCCUACAUGAAUGACAUUAAACUGAAAGACAUGGCAGAUGGUCUUAAAGAUGAGGUGGGCUUCCUGACAACUGCCUUCGAGGUGGAGCUGUCUCAGAUGCAAACCCACAUCUCAGACACCACUGUGGUCCUGUCCAUGGACAACAACCGCAGCCUGGACCUGGACAGCAUCAUUGCUGAAGUCAAAGCCCAAUAUGAGGAAAUCACUCAGCGGAGCCGGGCUGAAGCUGAGUCCUGGUACCAGACUAAGUAUGAGGAACUACGGCUCCUAGCAGGCAGCCAUGGGGAAACCCUGCACAACACCAAGCAGGAGAUUGCUGGCAUCAACCGCAUGAUCCAGAGGCUGAAGUCUGAAAUUGACCAGGUCAAAAAGCAGUGUUGCAACAUACAGUCUGACGUCACUGAUGCUGAGCAGCGUGGGGAGCUGACCCUCAAGGAUGCCAGGAGCAAGCUGGAAGGGCUGGAGAAGGUGCUGCAGAAGGGCAAGCAGCAUAGGCUCAUGCUACUAAAGGAGUACCAGGACCUCCUAAAUGUCAAGAUAAUCCUGGAUGUGGAGAUCACUGCCUACAAAAAGCUGCUGGAAGCUGAGGAGUGCAGGCUGAAUGGUGACGGCAUUGGACCAGUCAACAUCUCUGUGGUGCAGUCCACGGUCCCCAGGGGCUCUGACAGCACCGGUGGUGCAGGCAGUGGCAUAGGCCUGGGCAGGGGCAGCAGCUACUCCUGCAGCUCUGGAGGACAUUGCUUCAGUUCUGGUAGAGGCAUCAGCAUGGGGAGCGGCCUCAGCUCUGCCGGGGGAAGCCCUUCCACUACCAAGUACACGAGCUCCUCUUUCAGCAGGAAGAGCUGCAAGCACUGA